UCACCUUCAAAUCUCCGUGAUCGCCGUCACGUUCCCCUCGACCCGCCCGCAUUCCGGCACGGCACUCUACGCGCCCACCCGCAUAAAAAUCCCAUGUGGUCACUCCAACGGUCUACAAAUACCUCCACUCUCAAACUCCCACCCCCUCAAUAUCCCCCCACCCUUCAACAUGAAGACUCGACGACUCCUCUUCUCAGUGCUUCUCCUCGCGGUCUGGUGCUCCGCCGAGAGCAAUGCGGUCAACGCCGUUACGGCUAACCCGUACCGGUCGAACACCGGUGUUUUGAACCGGGCCGGAUUCCCGGAUGGGUUCACGUUCGGGACUGCGGCGUCGGCUUAUCAAGUGGAGGGCAUGGCUCUCAAGGACGGACGUGGGCCCAGCAUCUGGGAUGUGUUCGUUCAUGUUCCUGGAAAUAUUGCGAAUAAUGCUACUGCGGAUAGGGCGGUGGACGAAUACCAUCGAUACAAGGGAGAUAUCAACAUCAUGAAAAAGAUGAAUUUCGAUGCAUAUCGCUUCUCAAUUUCAUGGUCACGAAUUUUUCCAGAUGGCACGGGAAAGGUAAACUGGAAAGGUGUGGCGUAUUACAACCGAUUGAUAAACUACAUGAUACGACGAGGCAUCACUCCAUAUGCAAAUUUAUAUCACUAUGAUCUCCCGGCAACACUAGAGAAGAAGUAUAUGGGCUUGUUAAGUCACAGGGUUGUGAAGGAUUAUGCAGAUUACGCAGAUUUUUGUUUCAAAACAUUUGGGGAUAGAGUUAAACACUGGAUGACAUUUAAUGAGCCAAGAGUGGUGGCUGCUCUUGGAUAUGAUGAAGGCAGUUUUGCCCCUGCAAGAUGCACAAACUGCAGUGCUGGUGGUAACUCUGCUACUGAGCCUUACAUUGUUGCCCACAAUUUGAUCCUCUCUCAUGCUGCUGCAGUGAAGAGAUACCGAGAAAAAUAUCAGGCUACACAAAAAGGAAGAAUAGGAAUCCUAUUAGAUUUUGUUUGGUAUGAACCUUUAUCCAACUCCACGGAUGACCAAGCAGCAGCUCAAAGAGCAAGGGACUUCCAUAUCGGAUGGUUUCUCCACCCAGUAAUCUAUGGCGAGUAUCCAAAAUCACUACAAGAGAUUGUUAACGAAAGGCUGCCUAAAUUUACUCCAAAUGAGGUUCAAAUGGUAAAAGGAUCCAUAGAUUUUGUGGGAAUCAAUCAAUACACUGCUUAUUAUAUGUAUGAUCCUCACGUGCCAAAGCAAGCAAAAUCUACUAGCUAUGCUCUUGACUGGAGAGUUGGAUUUGCUUUUGAUCGUAACGGAGUGCCAAUUGGACCACAGGCGAACUCCAAGUGGCUUUACAUUGUGCCGUGGGGAAUGUACAAAGCUGUAACAUAUGUCAAGGAAAACUAUGGGAACCCUACCAUUAUCCUCUCUGAAAAUGGAAUGGACGAUCCUGGUAACAUCACAAUGCCUGCUGGACUUCACGAUACAACAAGACUGAACUACUACAAGAGCUACAUAAGUGAGCUUAAGAAGGCAAUUGAUGAUGGAGCAAAUGUUAUUGCUUAUUUCGCUUGGUCGUUGCUAGAUAAUUUUGAAUGGAAAUCGGGGUACACUUCAAGGUUCGGUUUGGUUUAUGUUGAUUUCAAGAGUCUCAAGAGGCAUCCCAAAAUGUCAGCUUAUUGGUUCAGGCAUAUGCUUGAGAGGAAGAAGAAGAAUUAGUCGGAGAUGAUAAGAGUUAAUUUAACUUGUUAUAUGAUAGACUACAUAUGUAUUUGGCUAUUUAGUUUGAACUUUUAUGGUAACAAUAAGAAUAAAUUGAUGACUAGGUUCGGUGUGGCUCUAAGCUUAAUUUUGUAUCUGUUUCUCCGGUGAGGAUUAUGCUUA
Asparagus officinalis (garden asparagus) is the source of this 1867-nucleotide messenger RNA. Its product is annotated as beta-glucosidase 1-like. The record is from RefSeq and is a predicted model, not a curated record. NCBI's taxonomy places the organism in Eukaryota, Viridiplantae, Streptophyta, Magnoliopsida, Asparagales, Asparagaceae. Gene Ontology annotation, biological process: carbohydrate metabolic process. Gene Ontology annotation, molecular function: beta-glucosidase activity. The coding region runs from base 170 to 1702 and encodes 510 amino acids. The transcript has 11 exons.